AACGACUGACGGUUGAGUUGUGAGACUGUAGUGUUGGCCUACUACUACGGUUCAUAUGAUGAACUCUUUUCCUUAUACAGGCGAAGUCUGAGCAAAUAACCUCUACCCAUUCUAAUGCCUAUGAAAUAGCUAAUAUUUCAUACACAAACACAGAAAGAUCAUCAUUUAGUCACUGAGCUUAUUUUCCAUCUCCAGUGGAAGUCUGCUUUAUAUUGCAGUAUGUGGCGUCUUCUAGCUGGGUUCGUGCUUCUGCUGUGUGCUGCAGAUGCCACUCCAGUUGGUGGCAGGACAGCUCCUGAUUUUGGAAAGAUGUAUCAUGUCAAAGGUAUGCUGACUUUGCCUUAUGCUGAGAUAAAGGAGCCGUUUGAAGCUUGGUAUGACCUUAAGGGGAACCGAGGUCGCAUCGACUUUUAUCAUGGUCAAGUGUGCACUUUUUUUAUUGGAGACGACUUGGAUUAUGGUGUCACUUACAAGAUCACACCAGUUACCACUGAGACAGAAUUCAAUACUAUGAAGUGUUUCCAGCUUAAUGGUACAAAGGAGGAUCCAAUACGUCCACAGACAGCACUACCUGAUCUGCAGGGCUUUGAAUUUGAGAAGAUGGAGUAUUACGCAGGCGUUCUUUGUGAGAUCUGGAAAAAUGUCACACAAGUUGGUCAUAAGAAAAACACAUAUCGUCUGUGGGUCACACGUCCAGAGGGAAAUGAUUCCCCAGCCGUCCCGUACCACUAUGAGAUGAUGGGCUUCAACACACUUUUGGGAUCUCACUACGACAAAUACAUUAUUGACUACAGUGACUUCAGCCCUCGAACUGAGUCUGAGAUUUUCAAACUACCAGGAGGAAUGACCUGUGGUGACUUUCCUGGUCCUGGUGUGGAGCAUCAUUUAUUGGCCAACCCCAUUAAAGACCUGGUCCACACCUCUCCCGUUGGCCACGCCCACCGUAUGUUCGGUCACUUUAAGGAGAAGUUUGAGCGUCAGUAUGAAAGCGAGAAGGAGCACGAGGAGCGCGAGCAUCACUUUGUACACAAUAUUCGGUAUGUGCACUCUAUGAACAGAGCUGGUCUUUCAUUCUCCCUCUCUGUGAAUCACCUGGCGGAUCGGUCUCAGGAAGAGCUGGCCAUGAUGAGAGGCUGUAAAAGGUCUCACGGUCACAGAAAGGCUCAGGCUUUUCCCUCUGAGAUGCGCUCUAUAGCCACCCCUGAUUCAAUAGACUGGAGGCUGCAUGGUGCUGUGACGCCUGUGAAAGACCAGGCAGUGUGUGGAUCCUGCUGGAGUUUUGCCUCCACUGGAACACUAGAGGGAGCUCUUUUCCUGAAGACUGGACAGCUGACAUCACUGUCCCAGCAGAUGCUGGUUGACUGCACAUGGGGAUUCGGGAAUAAUGGUUGUGAUGGAGGAGAGGAGUGGAGAGCUUUUGAGUGGAUCAUGAAGCAUGGUGGCAUUUCAACGGCUGAGAGCUAUGGAGGAUAUAUGGGCAUGAAUGGUUUGUGUCAUUACGAUAAGUCCUCCAUGGUGGCACAGUUGAGGGGUUACACUAAUGUGACCAGUGGUGAUAUUGAGGCACUGAAGGUCGCUAUCUUUAAGUUCGGUCCUGUAGCGGUCAGCAUCGACGCUGCUCACCGUUCCUUCUCCUUCUACAGCAAUGGAGUUUACUACGAACCGGCCUGCAAAAACGGGGUCGAUGACUUGGAUCAUGCUGUGCUAGCAGUCGGUUAUGGGAUAUUGGAUAACGAACCCUACUGGCUAGUGAAGAACUCCUGGUCCACUUACUGGGGCAAUGAUGGCUAUGUACUGAUGUCCAUGAAAGACAACAACUGUGGUGUGGCCACUGAUGCUACUUACGUCACAUUAGCCUAAUACACAUAUACAUGUACAUCCUAAAGAAGAAAAUCACACAACAGCAGAAUUGCUUUCAUUGAUUUUAUCUGAUCUUGGCUCCUGGACAACUGAUCACAGUUUUAUUGUGUUUCAGUCAGAAUGCCAAUACAAAGAAAGUCUUCAUAACAAACUUCUUUUUCAUUGUAAAAUCACAUUAAGACUUGCAUCAUGCAGCAAAAUUAACACUCGCUCAUAAUUGUCCACAGGCAAUGAUCAGCAACUAGCAGGCCUAUAUUACAGUUUCAUUAGACGCUCAUUGCUUUAUUGUCAUCUCAUCUCAGCGUGUUUUCAUUUCCUCACAUUUCAAGACCUUGCCUUUCACAAGAGGACCAAAUCAAUUAACAUCUCAUAACAGAGUAAGCCUUAAGAUCCUAAUAAUCAUGCGGUGAUGUGUAAAAUGUUUUGGUUAAAGGGAUAGUUCUAUUGAUGUGCAUCCUGAGACAAAACAGCAUUUGCAUUUUGCAAAACAUGCAUUUUAGUCUGAGAUUAGGGAUAACCCCAGGUUAUUCUAAAUCCCAGGUUAUUCAGGUUGUACCGAGGGUACUAUCAAGUUUUUCCUAAAUUAACUUUUUCGGAAAAUAAGAUGAAUAAUAGGUACGAAUGAGUCUCUUCUUAACUCCAAUUGACAUGUUUUCUGUCACCAUUUGACAUUUUUUCCUCAUCAAACGCUGAAACGAAAACUGUGUGUACAAAUGAACAGUGUUUCCGCAUGACUGUCCAUAACACGUAAUUAUUAUAGGACACAUCAUGACAGUUUUGUAUAUGUCGGUGGAACUAUCCCUUUGAGAUCUGAUCUGUCAACAUUAGAUAAAUUGCAUUAGGCCUAUAAUAAAAAAGUUCAUUUCCAUCAAAGAAUGUCAUGCAAUAAAACUACAAUUCCCUGUU
Molecule: messenger RNA, 2766 nt
Organism: Pimephales promelas (fathead minnow)
Lineage: Eukaryota; Metazoa; Chordata; Actinopteri; Cypriniformes; Leuciscidae
Source: RefSeq, a predicted model, not a curated record